This is a messenger RNA of Marasmius oreades (fairy-ring Marasmius), 1884 nucleotides long. RefSeq lists its product as uncharacterized. Gene Ontology annotation, biological process: fatty acid catabolic process. The coding region runs from base 31 to 1455 and encodes 474 amino acids. NCBI's taxonomy places the organism in Eukaryota, Fungi, Basidiomycota, Agaricomycetes, Agaricales, Marasmiaceae. The transcript has 12 exons. Gene Ontology annotation, molecular function: amidase activity; fatty acid amide hydrolase activity. The record is from RefSeq and is a predicted model, not a curated record.
CCUUUCUUUGUCUACUCCAGACCAGUACUAAUGUGGCCGUUCUCGAGUAAUGGGCACCAAGUAAUUGUCGAAAAGAAACGCAAAGAACGUGCACAAUUGCUUUACACCGCACCAGCAUUCAAUUCUACCAAUCAUACGGUGUUUCUGAAAGCCGGAACGAAAGAAAUCGUGUCUCGGAUCCAAAGCGGAGAAUGGACAGCAGUUCAAGUUGUUGAGGCUUAUAUCGCAAGAGCAGCUGUUGCACACGCUCAGACGAACUGUGGUACAGAAAUUCUGUUUGAACAAGCAUUGAAACAAGCAAACGAUCUGGAUGCCGAAUAUGCGUCGACAAAGCAACUGCGCGGUCCUUUCCAUGGUGUUCCCAUCAGCCUCAAAGACCAAUAUGAUGUGACUGGGUUCGACAGCACAGUUGGGUAUACGCGGUGGGCGAAUAACCCAGCGAAGAAGAAUGCGGGCAUUGUUCAACAACUUGUAUCACUCGGUGCUGUCCCAAUCAUGAAGACGAAUGUACCCCAGACAUUGUUCGCGUUCGAAUGCAACAACCCAUUAUGGGGGAGAACGCUAAAUCCUUAUAACCACAAGUAUACUUGCGGGGGUAGCUCUGGAGGAGAGGCCGCCUUAUUAGCGCUAGACGGUGCUGUAUUUGGCGUUGGAAGUGACAUUGGAGGCAGUCUUCGUAUUCCAACAACCUACUGCGGAAUUUACGCAUUGAAACCAACCGUAGGGCGUCUCAGUCGCAGUGGUUGCCGGGGUCCUAAUUCUGGUGACAGUGGAAUUCAAUAUACUGUCGGCCCUAUGGGACGCUCCGUGGAGGAACUAGAUAUCUUCUGUAGGGGUCUUUUUGGACUUCCGGACGGGUAUGCAGAUUAUACCCUCACUCCGACGCCCUAUCGGGAGGUUGAAUUGCCGAAGAAAAUGCGUUUUGGGUACUACACUUCGGAUGGCUUUACUAAAGCAUCACCUGCAAACAAGCGUGCAGUAUCCGAAACAGUGGAGGCACUGAAGAAGCAGGGUCACCAAUGCAUCGAACUUACUGACUUUCCCUUCGCUACGGCGGCGACAGCCAUCUUCAUGGGACUUACGUCUUCUGAUGGUUACAGAAAGCUAACCAGCCAUCUAGGCUCGGACCCCAUGGAAAAGACCAUCUAUUUGCCAGUAUACGGCUCGCGUCUGCCUGGCUUCAUUCGAGCCUUUGCAGCUUGGGUUCUCGAAUCCAUCUUGGGCGAUUCGACCUAUGUUAACCUGCUCCGUGCAGCGCGAAUCAAAACAUUUGGAGAGUGGUCAGGUUAUUCUGUGAAACGAAAUGAAUUUAUACAAGAGUUCUACGACAAAGUUUGGCGUCAGCAUGAGCUGGACGGUCUCAUCGCACCUGUCCAGUCGAUGCCUCAAUUACCUCACGGGUUGGUCGCCCCAUACAUUGUAGUCUUUUCUGGAAUCUGGGAUCUUAUAUGCUAAUAUCCUUCGCAGGGGGGUCAGUGAACUCAAUGCCCUUGCCUCCAGCACAAUACUCUACAACCUGGUCGACAGUCCCGUUGGAGUGCUACCUGUCACCUUCGUCGAUCCCUCUAAGGAUGCAUUGACCAAGGAAUGGACCGAAUGUGGUCCUGACGCCGGUAGCGUCAUGAUGCACAAGCGCAUGUACAAGGAUAAGGAGCCGUACUAUGACCCUGUUGCCAUGAAAGGGAUGCCUGUUGGUAUUCAGCUCAUUGGGAAGCGAUAUGAAGACGAGAAAGUUUUGGCGAUGAUGGAGGUUGUGGAUAACGCGCUGGGAAAGGGAAGAGGAUUUGGGCCUUCAUCCCUUCUCGAAAGGAAUGUCGAGACGUAAAUAUACCACAAGGACUUCACCGAUACCAAACAUGAAUCCAUGCUUAAGUAAUUCUGACA